CAGAGCCUCUGCAGUCACUCAGUCAGUGCGCGGACUUCAGCCUCUGAUUCUCUAACAGUAACACCAAUAACAAUUUACUGGCUUUUAUUUCCACAACCAACACGUUGGACUCUGCGGACUUUUUAAAAUCUACUUUUUAUUUUGAGUUUUCUGGGCUGUACCGGGCUUUUCUCACAGCCUCUGGGUUUUCCUGGUGAUGACCUCACUGCUAUUUCCUGGCAACGCCCACGCUGCGAUGAAGGACCUCUCCUCCUCCUCCUCUCCACUCAGCUCCCUGCUCCACUACCAGUCCUCCAAAACUUCCAUUGUGCCGUUCUCCCCGUCUGCUGGCGCCGCCUCCUCACCCGGGUCCUCGCUGUCGUCGGCUCCGCUCUCCAAACCUCAGACCUUCUGCCUCCAGACGGGGCCACAUCUCAUCGCCAGCAUGCAGCUGCAGAAGCUCAACUCGCACUACCAGAACCUCGCAGGUGCUUCUGCCGGACACCCAGCGCCCGGCGGGGCUCAAAGGGGCUUCAGUGCCUCACCUCUGGGCACGGGGAACCAGCUUCUUGGGCCAUCUGGAGGCCUCAGUGGAGGUGGGAUGGGUGUUGGCAUCAGCAUGGGGAACCAAAGCUCCAGCGCAGGUGGAAUUAUCGACUUUGACCCCGUGGAUGAGGAGGUCCUCAUGUCACUGGUGGUGGAGCUCGGUUUGGACCGAGCCAACGAGCUGCCCGAGCUCUGGCUGGGUCAGAACGAGUUUGACUUCAUGUCAGACGUGCCGGCCGGCUGUUGACGCGUGAAAAGAUAAACUAUGCGUUGGGAAUGAUUGACAAAGAAGGAGAGGACUUUCUCUCCUCGGUUGGGUUUUCUCUUUCCUCCCUUUCUUGGCUGAUAAAACGAGGAAACAGAAGAGACACUGAGUGAUAAAGAGAAAGAGAUUAGAGGCAUGCUUCUGUUUCUGUUUUGUUUUCAUUCUCUCUAUGUGCAGACAGAUGGCUAAAAGAAAAAGACAACUUGCUUUUCAUUUUGUUUUUUAAUGGAGUUAUGCGGAAAGAGAGCAAACUGUUUUUUGUUCCAUGCAAUCAGUGCGUUUUUCUGUUCUGGGAUGAAACUGGUGGUUGAAACCAACCUGAUGGGAUUAAAAAGUCUUUUGUUUUGUCUCAUCCCACUCUGAUUCUCCCCCCCCUUUCAUUUGAAAAAGCAUGAGCAGAAUAUGAAACAGAAAUAUGGAGUCGUGGAAAGAGACUUGGUUGCUCCUCUCCUCUUUCCGCCAUCACUCCAUGAUGCUGGCUUAAUGAAAGCAAGGUGAUUGACGUGAGACAGGUUGGAGACGUUUUAGCCUCUGGGCAACACAGGAGUAAAGAUAACUUAGAUACACUUCUUCUCUCUCAAUCAAUGGUGAAGGCAAAUGAAAAUGGGAAACAUGGGAGAUUUGUGAAGGAUGACAAACACUAGGUUUCCCCUUUUCUUAAUGGACAAUAUUAAACUCUGGUCUCACGGGAAAGAGACUCCUGUCUCUGGGCUUCACAAAGAAACUGAUUGUCUGAGAACUGGUUAUCUCAGUGUACUUUUUCUUUCUUUCUUCUUUUUGUUUGAAUUAAGUUCAACCAGUAGUAUUCAUGGAACAUGUUAUUUAAGACAGUGGCUGAUAUCCAUCAGGACUUCUGGACAAGGAGCGCUUCUGUAGCGCGUCUAUAAUCGGUUUUGCUUUUCAUAAUGAAUUAGAUCAAGGGGUGUGGAAUCUUUCAGAGCAUGGGACCUGAAUGGACUAAAUUGUUUCUUUCUCUGGAGCACCGCCUCAUUAAAACGAUCGAGGCCUUUUGGUCAUGUGAGUCGCCACUACAUGGACAUGUUUUGUUUUCCUACAGUGUAAGAAACACUGACCCAGGAGGUCAAGUCAAACUGGUGUCAGUGAUCCUGGAGAGCACUUACUCCUGCACUGAGGAUACAAGGUCUUGUCAACAUUUGUGGACACAACCCAAAUGGCCAAACAGAUAAAUUCACGUGCCCUCCGCUUUUUGUUUUUCCUGUUUUACCUCAUUCGAUGUUUGUGUCAAAAAAGUCCGAUCAGCCACAAACAGACCUUAUUAUCACCACACUUCCUUGUUCCUGAUAAGGGAGCAUUGUUUGUUUUGUCCUCAUUAGGCAUGGGGUGGACUGUUUGCUCACCUUGCAGGGCAGCCUUUGACCUAAACACACACUGUGGUUUGGUUUCGUGUCGCAUGUCGAGAUGUUGGUCUACACCAGUGCAGGCUUUAGGAUGGUUGGAAUCAGACCAGAGUCAACUAAACCUUUCAGACUUGAUCUGUUCAUAGAAGCUACUACUGUUUGCAGCUAACAUAAUAGCAUCAUUAACUAUCAGCUUCCGUUCAUUCUUACUGCUUUACCAUUUCUUGAAGGCAGCGGCAAUAUAGAGAACAUCUUGACAAGCUAGCGCAGCAGGGGUUGCAGCCAAUUCAGUGGUCUGUCCAUUGACCACUUGUUGCAACCACUAUGGGCACUGAAGCUUGUGGUCCAGACUGUAAACAGACCCCUGAGUUGGCUACAACCCCCUCUCAGCUAGCGGUGUGUCGUCUGGAAGCCAAAAUGCAGGUCCCGAUGCUCUUGGGCUUCAGUUGAACAAGUUAUUUGCUGAGCUUGUCCUAUUGAGGAGAAUCAAAAAGACAUUGUUGUUUUUGUUGUUUUGUCUAGCUUGCUAACAAUCUGCUAAUGCUAAUGCUAGCAAACUGGUGAAAGCCUUACAAAAAAGCACACGUAAAAAUGUUUUCAGAUGGUGAAAAUAACGUUUAUAAUGAUUCAUCACUUUAAAAAACUACAAAACAGUACAAGCUCAAGCUCCACUUGUACUUUUUUCCUGAUCUUUCUCAUCGAGUGUCAUCAUCAUGUUAAUACGAUGAAACAUGAGGAAAACGUGAAGUAUAUUUCACAUGUGACCCAGUUUUACAUGCCUUGUUUGCAUCAUGCUCUAUGCUCUAUUGGACCUCCGUGAUGUUGCCUGGAGAUUUUUUGUUAAUUGUCUGCUUGACAAAUGAUCUCAUCUCUAUAGUGAAUGGACUAUUACUAUAGAGCCAACUGUACCAGGUACGGUUUGUUUCAUAGUUGAAAAAAAUCCCAGGGGGUUAAAGUGUCACAUACCCCUCCCCCCUGCCCACCUAUAGGAACUGUACUGGAUCCUCCUGCUGUAGAUGGAUGUGGGUAGCAUGGGGGCUCUGACCUAUAUCUGUUGUGGUAAGAAGAGAUGUGGGCUUGAACCGUACCGCAGGUACAAAGGCCUUUCACCUCAACCUGGUGUGUCUGUCAUCUCGGCAUUGUUGGUCUCCUCUUAGACCACACACACAAUAACACACCUGCAUAUAUACAUACAUGCGCACAAAGACAUGCGACAAACUCACCUGUAUGUGCGCUCACCUCCAUAGGCACACACAGGCUGAAACCAAACUAUGUGCAGACAGACAAAGGCACUGAGAUAAACCCACCACACACACAGACACACACACAAGCAGGAGCAUGGGGAUGGUAUUACAUCAGGGAAAUGGGAGUAGCAGCCAUGAAACAGGCACUUGUUACACACAGACUUUAUUGGGGUUGUUGGUGUGUGUGUGUGUGUGUGUUUGAAAAGAGAUAAUGAGAGACUGUAUGCAAGUCUGAAAAUCCAAUUGUGUGUGUGUGUGUGUGUGUGUGUGUGUGUGAGGGGAAACUAUGAACAGCAAGUAAUCCGUCCACAUGAAGAAGACCACUGGCGGACACGCUGGGCCUCGUUAAUUUAUUUAGAUAUAGACAGGUCAGCUUACACAAACACAUCUUCAGUUCCUCAAUAGUGCACACAUGCGUCCUGCAAGUCCAAUUUUCCUACACACACGCUGACUAAUACCAGUUUUUCAUGUUGAUUAGGGGUCUUGGUUACAGUGAAAGAGCCCCAAUUUUCUUUUCUUUCUUUAAUGAAAUACGAGAAGCAGUGAUUAAUGAAAACCUGAUGAUGGGGUAAUUUGACAGAAUCACCCUUUUUUAAAAAGGGAUUUGUCGGAUAUUUCCAUCGUAACGACCACUUUAUAGACAUGGUGUGAAGCGAGAUGAAAUAAAGAUGCUUCUCAUCGCUUCCAAAGCUAGCAGACAGACAUGCUGAUUCGUCUCUUCCUCUUGUCUCGUUGCCUGAAGUGGGUCAAAAUAACAUUCUUCAGAUCGAAGACAGUCUCGUGGUUGUUUCCAUCUGCUCGACAUUGUUUUAAUGGCCUUUGUGUGUGCGUGUGUAAGUGUGUGUUGUUUUGUGGUCCGGCCUUAAUCCCAGCUGAUUGAAUUGUUAUUUUUUGCUGUGUGAAGCAGAGGGACGUCCCCACCUCUCCUUCCCCAGAGAUGUUGCCCGGUUGAGAUGUUUGAAUCGUCUGAAGGCUUUCAUUUCCUCUUCUCCUUGACGCCCGAUAUUGCAGAUUAACCCCAGCAGAGGCCUUUUGAACUAAAAUUUACCUCACAGCUAUUUGGUUUCUAAUCACAAAAACUACCACUUGGGUUCAGGUCAUGACAGUAAACUAAUUUCCUCUGAUGGACAGCUUAACUUGACACUGUCUAAGCACCACACUGUUGGUUUUGCAUGUUUACAAAUCCCCUGAACUUAAUAGCCUACAGAUCAUUUCCCAAAGUAGGCCUAUACCAUAAGUUUAAAUAGACUGAUUUUCUUUCUUCGGUGCAUCCACAGGCUUCAGUUUGUUUUAGUACUCCAUCAAAGUUAUAUUUCUAUGCUUAAUCAAAGUCAUAUUUUUAUCCAGUACUAAUACAGUGGUGAGCUGGGACUGUUAAAUUGGUUAAUAGAAAGAAAAAUUAAUCUCCAGAAAGUCUGAAUUCGUCUGAAUGUAACUAGCAGUCGUGAGGCAACCAGCAGCGAAUCCAGGAAGUUGCUGCUCCUCUUUUCCCCAACUACGGGACCUUCUGGACUCUUGUGUGCUUUUUGGAUGCUAAGGUGGGUUUUUUUUUCCUGAGUCUUCAUGGUCUCUGCAGCUAAUGAAGUGGAUUUACAGUUUCCAUGUGACAGCAGUGAUUUGUUACACACUCGGCCGUUGCCUCAGGGCCUCAGGGUCAUGAAAAAUGUUCCAACACAUCAAGGCCUGUGAAAACCCUCGACAUAAGCAGUGAUAUAUGUGUUAAAAGGUCGCUGUUACAAGGUUUCCACCCUCCACGGUAAUGAAAAUGUUCAGCCACUGCUCUGCGGCUAGGUCUGCUUGUGAAACUGAAGUAGACUCUGCACUGAUUUAUUCAUUUUCUUUCAUCAUAUUUACCUUUAAACCUGUAGAUAAAAGCCUUAUUUUGUUGUCGGUUUUACAUGCAGUAUCUUUCCUUGUUCUUUUUUUCUUUUCUAAUGAUGAAAUGAAUAUUAUUCAAAGAUGAUUUUUAAAGCACUUUUGCUCACCGGCUCUCACUUGUACAUCUAUAUGAAUAUGUAAAUGACUGAGAUCAUAAUAAAACAAAUGCUUGUAUUUUUGUUACGGCUCUGAGUUUGGAUGAAAAUAAAAAGAUUGAAAAACUGAA
Molecule: messenger RNA, 5496 nt
Organism: Micropterus dolomieu (smallmouth bass)
Lineage: Eukaryota; Metazoa; Chordata; Actinopteri; Centrarchiformes; Centrarchidae
Gene: cited1
Product: Cbp/p300-interacting transactivator, with Glu/Asp-rich carboxy-terminal domain, 1
Exons: 2
Coding region: 197-772 (191 amino acids)
Biological process (GO): regulation of DNA-templated transcription
Cellular component (GO): nucleus
Source: RefSeq, a predicted model, not a curated record